Cladophialophora bantiana CBS 173.52 is the source of this 1053-nucleotide messenger RNA. RefSeq lists its product as uncharacterized. NCBI's taxonomy places the organism in Eukaryota, Fungi, Ascomycota, Eurotiomycetes, Chaetothyriales, Herpotrichiellaceae. Gene Ontology annotation, molecular function: oxidoreductase activity. The transcript is spliced from 7 exons. The record is from RefSeq and is a predicted model, not a curated record. Bases 1 to 1053 code for a protein of 350 amino acids.
AUGGCCGUUCCAGAACUACAGUGGGCUCAGGUCAAUGAGGGUGGAAGGCUCCAUUUCAAGCAGAUUCCCGUUCCUAAACCUGGCAAAGGAGAGGUGCUGGUAAACAUCCUCUACAGCGGUGUUUGUCACACGGAUUUUCACGCUCUCAAUGGCGAUUGGCCUUUUCCCCCAAAUGACCCGUUGAUUGGAGGCCACGAGGGUGCUGGCGUUGUUGUGAGCAAAGGCGAGUUAACAGAAGGUAUCGAGAUUGGAGACAAAGUGGGUGUCAAGGUUGGUAGCUGCUUAAUGAAACAUGCGUGUGAAUUCUGUGAAGAAGGAAACGACAUACUGUGUCCCACGGCGAAAUUCUCUGGCUAUACCACGAACGGGACAUUCCAGCAAUACUGUCUCGCCCAAGCUGCCACAGUUGCCAGGAUUCCAGAUGGGUGUAACAUGGCCGCAGUCGCGCCCAUACUCUGCGCCGGAAUCACGGUUUACAAAGGCCUGAAGACAUCCGAAUGCAAGCCCGGCCAGACUGUUGCUAUUGUGGGUGCAGGUGGCGGACUCGGUAGCUUGGCUCAACAAUACGCAAAGGCGAUGGGCCUCAGGGUCAUCGCCAUUGACGGAGGAGAGGAAAAGGGAAAGAUGUCGCUCGAGGAGUUGGGCGCGGAUACCUACAUCGACUUCCUGAAGAGCAAAGACAUAGUGAAUGACGUCAAGAAUGCCACUGCAGACGGACUUGGCCCUCACGGUGUUAUCCUCGUAUCAACUAGUCCAAAGCCGUUCGAGCAGGCAUCGGAGUACGUUCGCCCAAACGGAACCGUCGUCCCAAUUGGUCUACCGCCGGACGGCAAUAUUAAGGCUUCCGUAUUUUGGGGCGUCUUGAAGAUGUUGCGAAUUAAGUGCUCGUAUGUCGGCACACGCCGUGACACAGCAGAAGCUCUCGAUUUCUUCGCACGUGGGUUGAUCAAGGCUCCGUAUAAGCUUAUUGGACUCAGCCAGCUUCAGGAGGUCUACUCUUUGAUGGAAAAGGGCCAGAUUCUAGGCCGAUAUGUUUUGGACAUGUCAAAAUAG